Molecule: messenger RNA, 486 nt
Organism: Triticum turgidum subsp. durum (durum wheat)
Lineage: Eukaryota; Viridiplantae; Streptophyta; Magnoliopsida; Poales; Poaceae
Source: the annotation of a GenBank genome assembly
AUGAAGAAGGUUGUGCUCAAGCUGGACGUGCACGACGACAGGCACAAGGCCAAGGCGCUCAAGGCCGUCUCCGGUCUCCACGGCAUCGACCAGCUGGGCGUGGACAUGAAGGAGCAGAAGAUGACCAUCGUGGGCACCGUCGACCCCGUAGCCGUCGUCGGCAAGCUGCGCAAGCUCUUCCCGGGCGUGCAGAUCGUCUCCGUCGGCCCGGCCAAGGAGGAGAAGAAGGACGACAAGAAGGACGGCGGAGGGGACAAGAAGCCCGCCGGAGACAAGGAGGGCGACAAGAAGGACGGCGGCGGCGACAAGAAAGACGGGGCCAAGAAGGACGGCGGCGACAAGAAGCAGCAGGAGGCGAAGCCACCCAUGGCCGUGUACCCGCCCUACGGCUACGCGCACUACGGGUACCCGCCGCCGCCGCCGCCGCCGCCGCGCUACUUCGUCCGCAGCGCCGAGGAGGACCCCAACUCGUGCGUCAUCUGCUGA